Molecule: messenger RNA, 996 nt
Organism: Chaetomium globosum CBS 148.51
Lineage: Eukaryota; Fungi; Ascomycota; Sordariomycetes; Sordariales; Chaetomiaceae
Exons: 2
Coding region: 1-996 (331 amino acids)
Biological process (GO): tRNA splicing, via endonucleolytic cleavage and ligation
Molecular function (GO): tRNA 2'-phosphotransferase activity
Source: RefSeq, a predicted model, not a curated record
AUGGAUCCCACAGAUCCCGACGCUCUAGCCGACCGCCUCGAGGACCUCGCCCUGUCGUCGACCCGAGCCUCGGGCGGCGGGAGGCGAGGGGGUGGGAAGGGAAGGGGCGGUAGGGGUGGGAGAGGAGGUGGCAGAGGGGGUGGUGGUGGUGAAGGGGGGAGGGCGCAGCGCGAGGUGGAUUUGUCGAGGGCGCUGUCGAGGCUGUUGAGGCAUCGGGCGGGGGAUGCGGGGGUCGAGUUGGAUAGGGAGGGGUUUGCGGAUUUGGGGAGGGUGAUUCAAUGGGGCCCUAUCCGCGCCCUCGCUCCCACAUUUUCAGAGAUCCUCAACGCCGUCCACAACAACGACAAGAAGCGCUUCACCAUCAAGCCCAACCCGGCCACCAACCCAGACCUCGACGAGUCCUCCACCAACCCGUCCGAGUGGCUCAUCCGGGCCAACCAAGGCCACUCCAUCAAGCUGGACAGCGAGCACCUUCUCAAGGCCCUCGCCCUGCCGGCCGACGACAAGGACGGCACCGCCGCCCUCCCCGAGGGCGCCGUCGCCAUCCCACCCGCCGUCAUCCACGGCACCUACUUUGCCUUUUGGCCGUCCAUUGUCGCCAGCGGCGGGCUCAAGCCCAUGGGGCGGAAUCACGUGCACUUUAGCACCGGGCUGCCGGAGGACUCGGAGGCCGGCGUGGUCAGCGGGAUGCGCAGGGAUGCGGAGGUGCUAAUUUAUGUCGAUGUGGCGGCCAGUUUGAAGGAUGGCGGGAUCAAGUGGUGGAUAAGUGAAAACGGGGUGGUGCUGACCGAGGGCGAUGUCAACGGGCUGGUGCCGCUGAAGUAUUUUAAGGAGGUGGCCGGGAGGAAACAGGGUGUGGGACUGCUCUGGACGGAUGGCGUGAAGGUUGCCGACUUGCCGGAGAAUCUUCAGGUGAAGACGCCGUAUGGGAAAGGGGGUAGUGGUAGUGGUGGUGGUGGGAGGAGGGGAGGAGGUGGUAGGGGCCGGGGGAAGUGA